This is a messenger RNA of Telopea speciosissima, 480 nucleotides long. Its product is annotated as immediate early response 3-interacting protein 1-like. Bases 201 to 434 code for a protein of 77 amino acids. Gene Ontology annotation, cellular component: COPII-coated ER to Golgi transport vesicle; endoplasmic reticulum membrane; Golgi membrane. Gene Ontology annotation, biological process: endoplasmic reticulum to Golgi vesicle-mediated transport. NCBI's taxonomy places the organism in Eukaryota, Viridiplantae, Streptophyta, Magnoliopsida, Proteales, Proteaceae. The transcript is spliced from 2 exons. The record is from RefSeq and is a predicted model, not a curated record.
CCUAUAUAUAUUUAUCUGUGCCUCGUGUCUCCACAUUCUGGAAACCACUUGUUCUCUGUACGUGCUUUGAAUCCCCAAGUAGCAACUGCACCGAUCUUAAAGCCUUUAGAUCCAUUAUUCUUUCAUUAAUGGUAUUCUCUAUUCUGGGUUCAUUUUCUCAGAUUAGAUUUUGUUGAUCUGUUGCUUCAACGUUUCAGGAUAUGGGCUUGUGGACAUUGGUGGAAGGCCUUCUUCUUCUUGCAAAUGCAUUGGCAAUACUGAAUGAGGAACGGUUUCUUGCUCCCAGAGGAUGGGGCUUCUCAGAAGUCUCAGGAGUUAGGACAAAAUCACUAAAGGGACAGCUUAUAGGGCUCAUAUAUGCAACUCAGUACUUGAGACUUCCCCUCAUAGCUCUCAAUAUUAUCUUUAUCAUUGUAAAACUGGUGUCUGGUUGAGUUUGAACAGUGGUGAGAAAAUAAAGACUGGUAUCUUUUAUUGGUU